This is a messenger RNA of Vitrella brassicaformis, 2334 nucleotides long. NCBI's taxonomy places the organism in Eukaryota, Vitrellaceae. The record is from the annotation of a GenBank genome assembly.
UGUAAGCCUGCUCGAGUCUGAGUGCUUUAAUUGUCGCCAUGCUGUGUGCUUCUUUCUUUCUUUUGAUGCCAUGGCUUGGGCGGGCUGGACCUCCCAGCCCCACUGGCUACUAGCCCACUUGGCCCCACUGCACGUUUGAGCACUUCGAAACUCAUGGCCCGUCUCGCCUCUACGAGCAUCGGCGAUGCAGCAACUGGACCAGCCACAUGCACGUCAAGCGCCUCAGGUGGCCGCCUCCCCUUCAGCUUCAGCGAAAUGGCCGGCUACAAGGUGCGGCUGGACGCCUCGACGCCUGACCCUGACCUGGAGCUUCAGCAGUGUAUCGUGUGCGGCAAGCGACCUGAGCCCGGCCAGCGAUUGAAGGUGUGUCAGUUUUGUGUGCGGGAGGUGAGUCCCCGCUAUUGCAGCGACGCGUGUCUCAAGCAGCAUUUUCAGCAGGGGCGGCACAACAAGGCCAUGUGCCGGCUCGGCAAACAGCUCUACGACGGGGAGCCUUUACGCGGUAAUCGCCAUGCCGUCAGGAUGGUCCUCAACUGGAUGAGUGAGGACGUCUUCUUCAAGCAGCAGCGGCAGAAGCAGGAGGCUAUCAGGCAAGCGAUCGAGGAGCACAGCAGACAGCCUACGGAGGUGCCUAUAGAGGUGCAGCUGGAUGUCCAUGUCAAGACGUUCGACACCAAUCGCUUGUUCUGCGUUGCGGCCUUGGGGAUCGACUCGGAAAAUAUCGAUUAUGCCAAGCACCGCCCGCCACCAGGCACCGGCCCCAUCAUUUGCGACAGAGGCGUCAGCUAUGGCAGCUAUUUGGUGAUUCCCAUCACGACACGCAACGAGAGGUUCCGCGACACUGGAUGGGAACCGCCGCCUGACCCGCAGCUGGAGGCCACAUGCGCCGAGAGGGUCGUUGCUGUGCUCUCCAAGGCCAUCUCUACCCUGCUGACGCCCGACGUGAAAAGCCGCCGACGUAUCCAGGUGGCCUCGUGCAUCAGUGGCAGUUUUGAUGUCCUUUUCUGGCGAAAGAUGACAUGCACAGUGGCCCACCCCGUCUGCGGACACAGGCUGCCUUUCUACUGCCUCCCCCCGCCCUUUCACGUGGUGUUGCGGGCGGUCGAGGCCGCCAUCCACGAUGUGUUAGGCACCGAAGCCAACGACGACAUCAAUUCGGUCCUAUUCCCGCAGAAUCUAGUGAUGCGCGACCACAUGACGCUGCAGCGGAUGAUGGUGCGGGAUGAGUGGCGGCAGGAGAUCGAGUGGGAGAGAAGCAACCUCAAGGGGCUGCACGAGACUAUCGAUCGCAUCUGCCACGAACUCGCUCUACAGGUGAGGUGGCUGCCAGACAGGUACACUACGUAUGCGAGCAAAGGCUGCACGCGUCUAUACAGCCCUCGCGCCAUAUGUGUGUGUGUGCAGAGCGGCACCCGUCAUCGCAAGCUGAAUUCUGCAGUGGGAAAACUGAAGGCUGACUUCGUCGAGGCCGCUGUCGGCUUCACCGAUUUGUUCAGGUGUGCAGGGAGACACAAUCAUGCACUGACGCACUCAACGCGUGUUCUGUCCCCUUCCGUCGAGCGUGUGUCCUUCUGUCUCUCUGCGCCUCUCCGUCUGUCUGUCUUGACACGAUGGAAGGCGACAUCUAAUCGAGUAUGUCAAGCGCUUCAAGCGGACCUCUGCACAUGACCCUGGAUGCCACCGGUCCUUCCCAGAGCUGGCGGACAUCACCGAGGGCGACCUACGGCCUGUCGAGGCCGAGGUGGCUUCAGCCGAGUACCCCCGACCGUACAAGAACUUAAUAGCCGCCAAGCCUACCUGCAGUCCCGAUAUUGAUGGGCCGAUGGCCACUACUUCUGAUGGGAAGAACAUCUCUGAGGUGGACCUGCUUCUGAGGACUCAGGGUUUUGUGUAGCUACGACCAUGCGUGGGGGUCCCGACGGACUGAGUGAGUGACUCCUUGCGCUUAGUGUGCUGUGUUUGUUCUCGUCUAGCGUGUUCUUCUUGUGCAUCUUGGUACAUGUGUGUGUCUCCAUUUGUUGCAGUAGGGGACGGGGUGCAUCGCACCGCCACCGUGUGUCGACGUUCGACCAGCUGGUCCGGUGCGACUCUUCCAAGCUCCGAAAAUGAUCAUGUCGCCAACAGCCACACAGCCAUACAGACCGACUCAGACAGACGGACAGUGAUUGAAGUGAGAUUGAUGGACGAAUGAGUUGACGGCUGCUCAGGUGUGCCGAUCGACACAAAAGACAGAGACACGGAUGUUGCAGUAAAUUCAUAUGGAUGGAUGGUGAUUCAUUGAGACGCUGAGGCAUGAAAUGAGACGCCCUUUCAAUCGCGAAGGCUUGUGUGUUG